Exophiala spinifera is the source of this 1671-nucleotide messenger RNA. RefSeq lists its product as uncharacterized. The record is from RefSeq and is a predicted model, not a curated record. Bases 1 to 1671 code for a protein of 556 amino acids. NCBI's taxonomy places the organism in Eukaryota, Fungi, Ascomycota, Eurotiomycetes, Chaetothyriales, Herpotrichiellaceae. The transcript is spliced from 4 exons.
AUGAUUCCUGGUUCUUGGGAGAGCCGGGCAGCGGCGAAAAGAGCAAGUGUUCUGAGCGCUAUACCAUCGCCAUGGCGGAUACCCAAUGGACAAGUUCCCACAGUCAAAGACUGUUCCAAUGUUAUGGAGAUUCCCCGUCGGUAUCUCUCACAGGAGGAACUCACGAUAACUGAGACGCCACCGAUGGACACACUUGUCCACAUUCAUGCUGGUAUCUGGUCCGCUGAAGCAGUGGUCCGCGCCUAUUGCCAUCGAGCAGCCAUUGCACAUCAGCUUGUCAACUGUCUCACAGAUGCUUUCUUCGAUACCGCUAUCAGUGCUGCAAUGCAGCUCGAUCAGUACUAUCGCGAGACAGGGUCCUUGAAGGGGCCUCUUCACGGGCUCCCUGUAAGUUUCAUGGAUCGUUUUCGCAUCACCGGAAGGGAAACAGCCGCAGGCUAUGUUUCAUGGCUCGGACCUACUGAGACAGCUGCGACGGAGUCCCUGAUUGUUCGUCACAUGCGAUCGUUAGGCGCCAUACCAUUUUGCAAAACCAACACUCCCCAGAGCAUGAUGCUUGCGGAAACAACAAACAACAUCCACGGUAGCACGCAUAACCCGUACAACCGGAUGUUGUCAAGUGGCGGAGCUGCAGGAGUAGGGGAAGGUGCUUUACUCGCACUGAAGGGAUCGCCGAUAGGAUGGGGAACAGAAUUUGCGGGCUCUACACGUAUUCCAGCUGUUUUCAAUGGCCUCUACAGUCUCAAAGUUUCUUCCGGUCGAUUACCAAUGUAUGGCGUGGCUGCUGCCCGGACUAGUCUGCCUACACGAAACUCUACUAUCGCUAUGAUCUCGUGGGAUUUUGCCUUGCUUCAGCUAUUGGCCAAGCUCACUUUGGGUCUCCCCAACCUUCAGGAAGAUCCUGGCUAUCUCGACAUGCCUUGGAGACAAUUCAAAGUCUCGGAGCUGGGUACAAGACGCCCGGUCUUUGCAGUCCUCGAAUUUGACGAGAACAUCCAGCCCCAGCCGCCCGUUCGCCGUGCGUUGAGAAAUCUAAUACAUAUUCUGAGGAGUACUGGAUACCAGGUCAUUGACUGGAAGCCUCCAAUGCAUGCGCCUGCCGUGGAGAGAUAUUUCAGAAUAAUUGGGGCCGAUGGUGCGCAGGCGACACGAGAGCACAUCAAGGCGAGUGGAGAACCCCCAGUGCCCCGACUCAAGGACUGGUAUGACAAUCGACCUCCUAUACCACUGCCAUUGCCGGAGUAUCUGGCUCUUCUAGAGGCACAAGAAAAAUACCAGGCCGGGUAUCAAACAUAUUGGAAGUCGACCUCGAAACUCACUACCAGCAAAAUCCCUGUGGAUGGAGUUAUCAUGCCUGUUUGCGCUGAUGCGGCUUGCUUUGAAAACUCCUUGACUUAUUUUGGCUAUAGUGCCAUUGUGAAUGUUCUGGAUUUUACAGCUGUAACAUUCCCCGUUGGAUUCGUUGAUAUGUCAUUAGAUCCGGGCAAAGAUUCGUUCGCUUCACUCAGCCAAGAGGAUGAGGCUGUGCAUCAGUCUUAUAAUGCCAAUGCAUUCCAUGGGUGCCCUGUAGGGCUACAAUUGAUGUGCAGGAGAACGGAAGAGGAAAAAGCUCUGAGGCUCGUGGAGAUGAUCCUCCAAGCUCAAACUCAGGCGUCAGUGUUCUUUGGGUGA